ACAUACAAACAAACAAAUUAACACAUAUAUAAAUAUAUGUAAACAUAUCUACAUAAAUAUACUCACACAUAUAUGUAUAUAUAUAUACUCAUGCCUGUGUAGGAAGGAAAGUACCUUGUGUGUAUUAACAAGCGACGCAGCAGACCGUUUAUUAUAUUGUACUUAUUAUACACAUGUGCUGGAUUUAUAGCACGGCCAGAAACGUCCAUCAUCGUCAUUCACUUCCUCUUCAUCACUAUUAUUAUUAUUAUUACUAUUAUUGUUGCUGUGUUACAUUCUGUCAAUGUGUUCCACUUAUACAUCCCGGAGUAUGUCGCUUGCUGCAUUUUACUGUUGUUACUAUUAUUAUUACUACCAUCCUUAUUCGUGACAUCGCCGCCGCAUCAUCAUCAACAUCAUUAUUAUUAUUAUUAUUAUUAUUAUCCGCAUCUUAUUCACCCUUAUCUUCAUCGUUUUUUCGUAUUCAUCAUCGUUAUCAUCGUCAAUGCCACCUCUGCAAGUGUAAACCACCACCAUCCUUUCUUUUAUCAACAUGAAAAAAAGCAACAGUAUUAUGACAGUACGAUUAUAGUAAAAGAAAAUCCAUCGAGAAGAGAAAGCAAUAUAUACGUGUGUGUAUAUAUAUAUAUAUACAUAUAUAUCUUACCAUCGUCGUCAUAUUUCAAAAAUCUUUGCUAGCCAAAUCGGAUAUAUAUGAAAACUAUCUGCUUACAUUUUGAAAAAAAAGUAAAAUUUUUUUAGUGAUAUACGAACUAACCUUUUCUACAUCUUUCAACACAUUUUUACUCGUACACACUUUUUUAUAAUUUUUUCCCCCUUUUUGUUUGCUUCCAAAUUUCCGCCCUCUUUCUCUUAAAUCCAACAAGCCCCAAUUUUACUCUGUGUGGUUGUGUGUGUCCCCGUAUAUAUAUAUAUAUAUAUAUAUAUAUAUAUAUAUAUAUACGAACGUACAUACAUACAUACACGUGUGUUCUGCUCUUGGAUUUACAAAUGUAUAUUUAUUAAAAAAAAAAAAAGAUCGCUGUCUUUUAAAAAGAGGAUUUAAACCAAAAUAUUCAACGUUAAACUUUUUAAAACAAAAAUGGAUAUAUACAAAAGAGAAAGAGGAAAUACUUUCCGGUUAUUAAUAUUUUUAUCAUUGUCAUAAAUUUAGCACACGAAACAAAAAAUACUUUGCAGUGUUUAAAAUUGUUUCAUUCUCCCAGAUAUUUUUUUUUUCUUCUUUUGUUGGGAGAAAAGAGAAUUUACAGUAGAAACAAACCUUCAGCUGUCCCUCCAGUGUAAAAAUUACUUUAAAAAAAAAAAUAUUUUAAAAGGGAAAAAAAAACGUGAGAAAAAAAAUUAAAUUAAAUUAACGAAAGACAAAAAAAACAUGAGCCUUCUCGCAUAUAAACACAUUUUUUCACAUAUAUACAAACACAUACGCAGACGCAAAUAUUGAAGUACUAAAAUAGCACAACAAACAAUAUUUAACCAUGUGGAGCAUUUUACAUGCAUAUCAAUAUUCUAAAGUUGGACCUACUAUUCCUUAUCCAAAAGCUACUUACAGCCAACAACACAGUAGCUUGAACCCUGCACUCCGCGCUCGUUUCGAUGAAGAGAUUGACCGUUUAUACAACGUGGCUCCGGACAGGUCAGUCUUUGAGGACUCUAACAGUAUGGAGCCGGUGUCGAACCACUAUCCGUCGGUGGAAUCACGGCAGCUCUCGGCAAACUCUGCUGAGGCCAUAAAAAGUCGCAAGAACAAAGAAGACAAAUACUGCGGAGUCUGCGGGGACCGGGCUCUUGGUUACAACUUUGAUGCCAUCUCCUGUGAAUCAUGCAAGGCUUUCUUCCGGAGAAAUGCCCCAAAGGGCUUGGAUUAUUUCAAAUGCCCUUACGAAGAAAAAUGCAAAAUGGAUGUGUCCAAUCGGCGAUUUUGUAAAAAAUGCCGGCUACGAAAAUGUUUUGAAAUAGGAAUGAGAAAAGAAUAUAUUCUUACAGAAGAAGAAAAAAUGCGGAAAAGACAAAGAAUUGAGGAAAAUAGAAAAAUACGUGAAAUUGAAAAACAGAAAAUGCAGUCUGGAGAUGUGAGCACGACGCAAAACCGCCUUCGAAUGUUAGAAUCAGACGAACAUUCUAUGAUCAGCGAAGUGAUUGGAGCUUAUCGACAGUCUUUAGAAAUAUCUGUGGAAUCGUCCUAUUCUCGGAACAACCCGUCAGUAAUCGACUUGGUCAACAUUGCUGAGCUCAGUGUGAGGCGAGUGAUCGAUAUGGCGAAGAAAAUAAAAUCUUUCAAAGCCCUCUCACAGAGCGACCAAAUUAGUCUUCUCAAAGGUGGCAGCAUUGAACUGCUUAUAAUACGAUCAGUGAUUAACUUUGACAGGGACAAACAGCAGUUUUUGGAUCCGUAUGACAAGGAUUCAAAUGCCAUGACAACAGAACAACUGAAACUCGGGGAAGGAACGCUUUUUGAUGAUCAUAUGAAAUUUGUGAAGUCUUUAGCUGUUGAUUUAAGAGCUGACGAGACAGUUUUGAUUAUUUUGCUUGUAAUUUCUUUGUUCUCUCCAGAUCGGCCAAAUGUCAUAGACAAGAGUUAUGUUUGGCGAGAACAGGACAAAUACGCGCUACUUUUGCAACAUUAUCUGGAGUCUAAAUUCCCUUAUCAUUUAGCUCACGUUAUGUAUCCUAAACUGCUCAUGAAACUUGUGGAAAUCCGGAAUCUGAAUGAGGAACAUUCACAAGUUCUACUGAAGGUUAACCCUGAAGGUAUACAACCUCUUAUGAAGGAAGUACUGGACCUGAAUUUGCCCAAGACAAACAAUAAAUAGUAUAUUUUGGCUUCUUUUUUUUUUUUUUAAAUCUCUUUCACACUCACUCACUCCCCCCCUUGUCCAGUUUCUUAUCUUUUUUUUUCUUUACUCUACUCUCUCUCCCCCUGCCAUAUUUUUUCCCCUAUCUUUCUUUGCUCUCUUUUCUCUGUUCUAUUUUCAGCCCUACUAAUUAUUUUAUUAUUUUUAUUAUUAUUUUAUAUCAUUAUUAAUAUUAUGUUUUUAUUAUGUAUGUGUAUGUAUAUAUAUAUAUAUGUUUGCGUGUGUGUGUGUGUGUGCGCAGAUGCAUGUGUGUAAUUCUUUUUUUUUUUAUGUAUGGCAGCAAACAUAUAAAACCACUUCUUUGGAAGUGGAAAGUCUCAAUCAAUUCUUGAAACUUUAUUUUUUUUUUUUUUUUUUUUACUUAAAAUUUUGUUCUCAGGGGGGGAGAAGAGCACUUUUUGUUUCUUUCCCAAAGGAUGCAAAAGGAGGCAGAUUUGUACCCACCCACCAACCCACUCCAAAACAUCGCCAUCCACCACCACCACCACACCCCAUAUGCAUCAUCAGUGCGCGUUUGUAAUGUGUUUGCAGGUAUGCAUGUAUGCAACGUUGAGCGUGUGUGUGUGUGUGAAUGUAUGUGCGUAUGAGGGGGAAGGAAGUACGGGGGGGAGGGGGCAAUGUAGUAAUAAACGGCAAAAAAAGAAAAAUGAUAUACAUAACUUGAAUGAAACUUUUUAUUAUAAUAUUUGGGUUUUACCCAAUAAAAGAUUUUUAAAAAAAAAAAACAACAGCAACAACAACAACAAGUGAUGGAUAUAAAAAAAAAAUUACAAAUAAACAAAUACAAUUCUGAAAUGAACUUAAUUAUAAUUUCUUCACAUAAAACAAAUAAUAAAUAUAUAAGAAAAUAUCAA
Molecule: messenger RNA, 3706 nt
Organism: Octopus sinensis (East Asian common octopus)
Lineage: Eukaryota; Metazoa; Mollusca; Cephalopoda; Octopoda; Octopodidae
Product: nuclear hormone receptor HR96
Exons: 5
Coding region: 1476-2810 (444 amino acids)
Biological process (GO): cell differentiation; positive regulation of transcription by RNA polymerase II; negative regulation of transcription by RNA polymerase II
Molecular function (GO): nuclear receptor activity; zinc ion binding; RNA polymerase II cis-regulatory region sequence-specific DNA binding
Source: RefSeq, a predicted model, not a curated record